Heterobilharzia americana is the source of this 1352-nucleotide messenger RNA. NCBI's taxonomy places the organism in Eukaryota, Metazoa, Platyhelminthes, Trematoda, Strigeidida, Schistosomatidae. The record is from the annotation of a GenBank genome assembly.
UGUUAGUAUGCGAGAUUCAGCACGCGCUAAAACCAAGAAACUUUCUCAAGAUUUCCCUGCUUUUCUUCUGUUGGCUAUUUGAAUCUUUAUUGUUGUCUGAUUGGUUGGAGUGACGAGUUGACUGGCAGUUACCUUUUACCUUUUGCUGUCUGUAGCUGUUUACAAUUUACACUAUUCAAUAUAGAAGCAGAGAUCAUUGCCAUCAGGAAAUAAGGCAACCUUCCAACUUGCAGCAGCUCUCGGGUGUGUGAAUCUAGGUGAAGCUAACAGCGCUUUGGGUACCAUGAACAUGAUUAAUUCUAACAAUUCUGAUAACCUAACCGCUGGGAACAGAAACUCAACUAAUAUGAUUUUUACAAAAACUGAUGGAAACGGUUUAAUUGACUCUGAAAACCUUUCUAUUACUCAGUCGGAUCAAGUAUCCGAAAGUCCAAUUUAUACAAAUUACUCGAACCAAGACAUCAAAACUUCGAAAGCAAGUUGUGAAAUUCCUGCUGAUGAGUGUUGGUUAUUCAAACCACCAAAGCUUCAUCAAACACAAGUUCUACUGGGUUUUUUUGGAAGUGACUUUUUGCUGGCAAUGGAUUCCGAUCUACCAAACUGUGGAAAUAGUCAAACUGAUGUUACAGCUUCAUAUGAGGAAAUAAAAAAAGUUUGUGAAAACUACGAAAAGUUUACUGGAUCUGAUAUCAGUUUGAGUGAAUUUUAUUCAGAAAAGCUAAAGUUAAACUAUAUCCGAGACGAUUAUGAAACUAUAAAAUAUGAAUUAUCACUGAUUAAAACAAAUUGUCAACGUGCUCGAAACGCACUUUUAGCCGCUGGAUUUCAGUGUCCCGAUGAUUCGGCAAUAAAUUCCCAUGAAGAUGUUGCAGCUGUACACUCUCCUGUUAAUUUGUAAAUUGUUGAGUUUGGAAUAGGGUUUACACUUUACUCUGGGUUAUUCAGCUCUACUUUGAUAGCGUUAUGCAACAUUUGUAUUUUGUAUUCACUAGUCACUGUGUAAACGUAAAUUUGUUAUACCUCUCUGUCUCUCUCUCGCUGGUCCUUAACAGGAAACUGAUUUGAACUUCAUUCACUUAUUCUGCUUUCUUGUUUUCACUUUGCUCCUCUUUUGAGCUUAUGACUUUGUUAAAUUACUUCGAUUAUACUUCUUAAAUACUGUAAAUGUUAUCAAUAUUGCUAUUGUCAUUUUUUUUCUUCUUUGAGUUCACUGUGGUCGUUUUGGUCACUGUCUUAUAUGCAUACGUGUAAUCCUUUGGAAACAAUACGUAAUGAUGUUUGUUUACAAAUUAUUAUAGUCUUCAAUGCUUCUUCAUAUGUAUUGUCAUUGAUAAAAUUGGUUUCAGCUUCCA